Messenger RNA from Cadophora gregata, 762 nucleotides. RefSeq lists its product as uncharacterized. The transcript has 2 exons. The record is from RefSeq and is a predicted model, not a curated record. NCBI's taxonomy places the organism in Eukaryota, Fungi, Ascomycota, Leotiomycetes, Helotiales, Ploettnerulaceae. The coding region runs from base 1 to 762 and encodes 253 amino acids.
AUGGAUCACAACCAUCCACUGCACGGAGGUUGCUCCUGCGGCAGGAACAGAUACACGAUUCGCAUUCCGCAGGACGCAACGGAGAGGCCACAGGUUUUCUUUGAUAGUGGACAUGGACAUCGCCGAUUCCAAGCAACCCCCCUCUCCGCCUGGCUCCGCGUCCCCCUCUCCUGGUACGAAUCCACCACCUACGCCUUCAUGGACGACGAAUCCCACGCCUCCAUCCGCCGCACGUAUACCUCCCCUUCCGAACGGAGCAGCAAGCGCCACUUCUGCGGCUUCUGCGGCACGCCGCUGGCGUACUGGAGUGAGGAGACGCCCGUUGAGGCGAGCUAUAUCUCGUUGACGCUGGGGAGUUUGGCGGGUAAGGAUUUGAGGGAUCUGGAGGAUUUGGGGGUUUUGCCGCGCGAGGCGGUGGAGGAUGCGGUGGGUGAGAGGGAGGUUAUUGAGGAGAGUGCUGCUGGGAGGGGAGGAAGAGGUGUGUUGAGUGAGAGGGAGAGAGGUGAGAGUGGGCUUGGAAGUGGAGUUGGGGAGGAGGGAUUGCCGUGGUUUGAGACGAUGGUUAAGGGUAGUAAGUUGGGGAAUGUGCAGAGGAGUUGGGGGAAGAGGAGGAGUCAGAAUGGGAGAUUUAAGGUGGAGUGGGAAAUUGUGGAGUGGACUGAGGAGGAGGAGAGUGCUGGUGAGGGGACCAAGUCUCCGGCGAAGAGGAAAUUGGGGGAUGUGGAUGGCAAUGGUGAUCAGGGUGAUGUGAUGGAGCAUUGA